AUGCUGGUGCACGCUCGGUGCGCGCGCGCGUCGCGCUCGGCGCGCGCGCGGAGAAGGGCGUGCGCGCGAGCGAGGCGACGCGUCGGUGCGAGCGGUGACGAUGACGAAGGACGCGGUGUUGGACGACGCGAGGACGACGCGAAGAGGGGGGAGUACGACGUGCCGUACGAUGUGGUGAACGCAAAAAGCGAUGAUCCGUACGAGCUGAGGGUGUACGGGGCGUAUUACGUCGCGGCGACCACGUACGAGAAUCGCGAGCGAGGGCUGACUACGCUGCUAGAGUACUUGGAGGGCGGGAACGUCGAGGGAGCGAUGUAUCCACCGACGCAGCCUUUGACGACGAGAUACUUUGAGGGUGGAAAAACAAUGGAACUCGCGUUGCUCGGUCGACGAGCCAAGGAAAGUAUCGCGGCGCCGUAUGAAGAUAGCGACGUGAAAGUGGUGGCGGGCGGCGGCGAGUUGUUGGCCGCGAUGACUUUUGAAGGCAACGCAACGCCCGAUGUGGCCGAGUUUUAUCGAUCUAAACUCGUUUCUGCGUUACAGGCGAAUGGUUUGAAGUGUGUGGACGAUCAAGCGUUCCGAAUAAACACGUUCGGGCCGUUAUAUAGUUUGAAGACGCGGCGCAACGAGCUUUUGAUGCAAGUGGCAAUGUGA
Ostreococcus lucimarinus CCE9901 is the source of this 654-nucleotide messenger RNA. RefSeq lists its product with no specific name. Lineage: Eukaryota; Viridiplantae; Chlorophyta; Mamiellophyceae; Mamiellales; Bathycoccaceae. The coding region runs from base 1 to 654 and encodes 217 amino acids. The record is from RefSeq and is a predicted model, not a curated record. The transcript has a single exon.